AACCGAGGGGCCGAGCUAUUUAAAAUAGCCUUCUGUACAGAACACUGGUACUAGAGCCAGCCCUGCUGUCAGCAGAGAUAGCUGGGGAAAUAAUGUCCAAGAGAAAUAGCAGGCAGAGAAAAUAGACAUGGAUAUAUUUUGUAUAUUUAUUGUUGUUAUUAUUAUUUAAUUUGCACAAAUCAGGCAGCAAGGAAAAUUGCAAGGAUAAAUAAUGAAUAGAGUAGAAAAGGCGUCGAUCUGCAAAUUCUUCAGGAAAUACAGAGUCAUCGGCCAUUGAAAAUAUUUAGUCUAAAUCAAUAUACAGGUUUAUAACGCAUUUUCCUUUUAAGUAAUACAGAUGUUGCUAAAGGAAGAGAGGUUGACGUUUCCUCCACGAGGACAGGCAUUUUAAAAUUUAAAUUAUCAAAACAGGUACACAUUUUAUUUAUACAUAAUUUUGUAAACGAAAAAACAAAACAAAACAAAACAAAAAACACACCUGAAUAUAUGAUGCCGGAACAUGUGUGGAAGUGUUUCCAUUAGUCAAAAUCGCUCUUAAAACAAACUGCUAGUUUGGGUAUAUUUUGCUACAGCAAACUGUUUUCAAACAGUCAGCAUUGGCGCCUCCAAGGAAAAUUUUGGGAAUGUCAUCGGCAAUUGAGAGAAAGACCCUAGACACAACAGAGGAGCCCGUGGAUGAGGUGCUGCAGGUGCCCCCCUCCCUCCUGACCUGUGGGGGCUGCCAGCAAAGUAUUGGGGAGCGCUUCUUCUUAAAGGCCAUCGAGCAGUACUGGCACGAGGACUGCCUAAGCUGCGACCUGUGUGGCUGCCGGCUGGGUGAGGUGGGGCGGCGGCUCUACUACAAGCUGGGGAGGAAGCUCUGCCGUAGGGACUACCUCAGGUUGUUCGGUCAGGAUGGGCUGUGUGCGUCCUGUGACAAACGGAUCCGAGCGUUCGAGAUGACGAUGCGCGUGCGGGACAAGGUGUACCACCUGGAGUGCUUCAAGUGUGCCGCGUGUCAGAAGCACUUCUGUGUUGGGGACCGGUACAUCCUCAUCAACUCAGACAUCGUGUGUGAACAGGACAUCUUCGAGUGGACCAAAAUCAAUGGCAUGCUCUAGACUGGCUCCAGGCCUCAUAGUGAAUGAACUUCCCGUGUGGCAGCGGACUUCUAUCUCUGGGCGUUUUGCUUCUUGUAAACCACAGUGCAGGAUGGAGGAAUUCCCUUGUGUUUUUGGUGGGGUAUUUACUGAGAAGGGAAAGAAUGGAGGAACCACUGCCAGCCUUUCUGACAAACAAAGAGGGACAUUUUCUUUGUAUUGUGGUUGGAUGUAGAGUGCAUAUUAUUCACUCUAUUACAAUGCAAUAAAAAAAGAAGGGAUUUUCCUGCCAAACCCCCUUAUUAUAAAUUAUUCUAGAGGGAAAGAAGGAAUUCCUUAAGGAUGGAAAUGACUCACGGCAGUUUGAUGCGUUCCACGUUUAGAUAAAGUUUAUAAUCCAAGUUUCGGCUACACUGAUGAAGGCACAAACCAAAUUGUUGUCGGCCUGACUUAUAGGUUUUAUCUUAUAUUUUUAGUUAAGCGUGAUUUGAAGUUAUGAUUUAAUAUUAGCUUAAUAUAAACUGAUUUAUAAAUGACAAAUACAUUUGUUUUAUUUGGGGGGGGGGGAUAUAACAAAGGCCUCUUUAAUUAAACAUAUUGCAUAGUCUAUAUAAUAUAACAGACAGCUAUGCAAUGGGCAUCUUAUUAAUCUGAAAGUAAAACCUGGAAUGGCUCAGACUGCUUUACUCUGUCCCUCUUAUUCUCCAGCAGGCGCGUUCCUCAUUGCAGCUAUUGUUUAAUGGGCUCUGAAUGUUUCACAGCUGAAGGGUGUGUUUAAAGGGUGCUUUCAAGCACUCAUUGUAAUAAUAUAUAUUAUUUUAGAAAAUAAAGGGUGAAUCAAUGUUUUAUCUGUAUUCACAAUGUAAUCUUUUUAAACAAAUGCUAUGUUUUAUUGAUAACCAUUGAUAUGACAAAGGACAGAUGUUACAUUGUGUGAAGACAAUAAUAACUACAUGUUUCUCCCUUUUGUGUUGAUGAUGAUUUUGCUUAUACUGACAUCUGGUGGUACAAAUUUGUAAUACAUGCAAACCAAGCUGGUGUAUUGCAGUGUAGACCUGGGCUGUUUCUGGGGGUACGUAAUCUGCUUUCGGUAUCACACACUGAGGCCCAGAUUUAUAAAAGGAUUCAUUGCGCAUGUUUUAUGACACUAAAACAGGCGCUGAGGGUUCUGAUUCUUGGAUGGGAUUUGUAAAACGCACGCUGUACAACAUAGUGCUGUACAACAAUGGAAGGGUUAUCCACCCGUUUGACUGCUAUGGAUGUAAGUAAAUAAAACUUA
Polyodon spathula (Mississippi paddlefish) is the source of this 2358-nucleotide messenger RNA. Its product is annotated as rhombotin-2. The coding region runs from base 624 to 1100 and encodes 158 amino acids. The record is from RefSeq and is a predicted model, not a curated record. Gene Ontology annotation, molecular function: transcription coactivator activity; DNA-binding transcription factor binding. Gene Ontology annotation, cellular component: nucleus. NCBI's taxonomy places the organism in Eukaryota, Metazoa, Chordata, Actinopteri, Acipenseriformes, Polyodontidae. Gene Ontology annotation, biological process: positive regulation of transcription by RNA polymerase II. The transcript has 3 exons.